AGGAUACUUUUGUUGAUAACGCCAAGGCAUGAUGAAGUAACUAGAAUUUUUCAUUUUGUUGAAGAGGAUAUUCUGUGGUAGGAAAGAGACAUAUCCUUUGUCGUUUUUGCAUAGCUACUUGAUACACCAAAUAUUGCAUAUGGCAGAUACUGAGGAAUAUAAACCAACAGAGGAGAACACUUCUCAAAGCACAAAACAAGAAAGCGAAGACACAGUGAGAACUCUGUUCAUAACCGGGUUUCCUGCAGACGUUCUUGAACGAGAGGUUCACAACUUGUUUCGCUUCCGUUAUCCUUUAUAUGAUGGUUGCAUCAUAAAAAAUUCUUCUCGACGCAAAGAACCCGUAGUAUUUGCGGUGUUUCGAACGAGAGAAGAGGCCGAAGAAGCAAUGAAGGACUUUGACGGCAUAGUUUUUGAUCCAGCUUUGGGUAGUAAACUCAAAAUAGAAUUUGCAAAAAGCAACACCAGAGUGAAAAGAGACUGGGCUCAUUCCUCGUCUUUUGAGGAUAAUAGGAGAAAUGAAGGUCGACGUGUGGAGAAAAGGUAUCGUGGAAGUGACUACAGUUUAGGAACUGGAACGGGUGGAGUUGUAGCUCAGUUACCUUUAUUUACACAACCAGGUUCUUGGAAUCUUGCUUCAAAUAAUACCCCCGGUUUACAAUAUCCAAUGUUUUCCAACGUAUCAUUGCCUUUGACGUCUAAUCCCUCUUUCAAUCAAAAUGCUUGUUCUACUUUAUUUGUAGGAAACCUAUCACCUUCCGUUACUCAGGCAGAGUUGGAAAACCUCUUUAGUCGAUGCACUGGUUUUCGUCGGGUCCGAUUGAAUAUCAAGGAUGAGCGUGCACCAGUGGCAUUUGUAGAAUUCACUGACUCGGUCUAUUCUACACAAGCUAUGCAACAAUGUCAGAAUGUACCUUUACCUUCGAGUGAAAAGGGAGGAAUACGUAUUGAAUUUGCGAGAAAUAAGAUGAGCAAUCGUCCAUCUCAAGUAGAGGAAGGCGGGGACUCACCGAAUCGUACUGCAGGCAAUCAACCAGCAAUAUCGACCAAUCAUCAUUCGAAUACUAGUCCAUGGACCAGUGCCUUAUUCCAUUCUGGACUCGCAAAUCAGAAAAACUACACAAAUGAAGAUAACUCAUAAAUAUUUUCGCUUCUAGUACUUGUUAAUAGUUUGUCGCUGUUUGGCCAAACUUUGUUGGGAGUGCUCUCUGUUUCUUCUAUUGUGUGGUGUACAUUCCAAUCUUUUGGAUAUAAAACAAAUUCACACGCA
This is a messenger RNA of Galdieria sulphuraria, 1270 nucleotides long. RefSeq names its product RNA-binding protein, putative. Gene Ontology annotation, molecular function: mRNA binding. Lineage: Eukaryota; Rhodophyta; Bangiophyceae; Galdieriales; Galdieriaceae. The record is from RefSeq and is a predicted model, not a curated record. The transcript has 4 exons. Bases 140 to 1141 code for a protein of 333 amino acids.